GGCAUUCAGUGGAGGAACGACGAACAACCCUCGCUCUGAAAAGUUUUGGUGCAUCAACAACCCUCUAUCGUUCUUUCCGUUGUCGUUCUCCUCUUAAUUUCUUGAACCCACAACACCGAUUCACCAGGCAUCCACAAACCUUCUCCUACUUGGCACUGCCUUCGUUUGGCAUUGUCCACGACAAUACCAAGUGUGAAGAUUUUUCAUCACCCUUCAACCCUCCUUGCUCUCCUGGUUCGUGCCACUGUCUUCAAUUCUUACAUAACUCCCCCCCCCCCCACCUCCUCUCAUGUUGCAUUGAGGCUGACCUCAUUCCCUUGGCCUUGAUUGUCGGAUAUAGGGCCACAUCCUACCGCAACAACAACAUCCAUAACAACACGUUAUAAUGGCCGAUAAUCAAAAGGAGGCUGAACAUAUAGACGGCCACGAAGAAGGUGCUGAUGAUGAGG
This is a messenger RNA of Tuber aestivum (summer truffle), 449 nucleotides long. The record is from the annotation of a GenBank genome assembly. NCBI's taxonomy places the organism in Eukaryota, Fungi, Ascomycota, Pezizomycetes, Pezizales, Tuberaceae.